AGGCAGCAUGUGGCAGGAGCUACGCAAGAGAAAAAAAGAUGCAGUAGCUAACGCAGGAGAAGAGGAAGAAAAAUCAGGUUUCCGCCACUGUGCAGCAGCCACUUUUCUCGUCCGGAUCGAAGGCCAAACGAAGUCCGAUCGUGCUCAAAUUUUAGUAUGUUGUUCCUCACAUACUCCUCUUCAUAUCCAACGGUCAGAUUCUCAUUUUGAUGCCCGGAAGGUUGUUUUCUGGCUGCGUUUUCAGACCUGCGUUUUUUGGGAGUUUUUACUCCAUUUUAUGGUGAUUUGUUGAUUGUUGUUGUUCCAAGGUUGCUCCUUGAUGAUUGUGUAUGCCUCUAGUGUUUACUAGAGAGGAGAACUUGUUGUACCCACUUGAUUCUUGGUGAUUAGUGGAAGUUUGGGAGCUGUUGUUGAGCGGCCGUGGUUUUCUCCCCGAUUUGGGGUUUCCACGUAAAUCGUGUGUUAUCUAAUUUAUUAUCGCUGCCAUUUAUUUGUGUGUGUGCUGCUGAUUUUUCAGAGUUCAUUGUGCUUGUUAUUCAUCUCAUUAAUUUGGGGAAAAGAUUUUAUACGCUUCCGUUGUGUUUUGUUCCGUGCUUCCCCAACAAAGUGGUAUCAGAGCUUGAUUAUUUUUUGGUUGGCUUCUUGUGUUGUUUAUGAUGGAUGACAAAGUAAUUGUUCAAGGAAUGGUUAGUUUGGACUCUACGAAUUAUUCAAUUUGGAAAAUUCGUAUUGAGGAUUAUUUAUGCUCUAAAGAUUUGCUUGACCCAAUUUUGUAUAAAGAACGUCCAACAGGUGUUGNGUGUUGCAACAUGUUGCUAAUGAAACUAAUGCUUUUGAGAUGUGGAAGAAACUUGAAUCCAUGUACGAGAGGAACAAUGCUAUGGGAAAAGCUUCUUUGAUUAGGAAGCUUGUUAAAUUGCAAUACAAAGAUGGUGAUAGCAUUGUGGUUCACAUGAACGAGUUUCAAGGUGUGGUAAACCAACUAGCCGGAAUGAAGAUGAAAUUGGAGGAUGAACUUCAAGCUUUGUUGUUGCUUUCCUCAUUGCCCGACAGUUGGGAUACACUGGUGGUUUCACUUAGCAACUCUGCUCCGGAGGGCAAGAUGACUAUGGAGAUGGUCAAGGCUAGUCUUUUGAAUGAAGAGGCUAGGAGAAAAGAAUCAGGUUACCCUAGCCAAUCUGAAGCAAAUGUGAUUCCAGAAUCCAGCAGGGGGAGAAGCAAGAGCAGAAAUCCUCACCAUAGAGACAAGUCCAGGGGGAGAUCCGAAUCCAGAAAGAGAGAUUUCAUUUGCCAUUAUUGUCAGAAGCCGGGUCACAUUGAGAGAUUCUGCAGAAAGAAGAAGAGAGAUAUGUUCAGGGAGAGAAAAGAUAAAAAUGAGAAUUCCAAGCAGAAGCCAGAAGAGAAGAACACUACAGCCUUGGCAUCUAGUGAUGAUGAUUUGUUUGUUAUCGGUGAUCAUGGACUAUUAAAUGUAGCCUGUGAUGACUGCACUUGGGUGAUUGAUUCUGGUGCAUCUUAUCAUAUUACUUCACACAGGGAGUACUUCUCAUCCUACACUAGUGGUGAUUUUGGCCAUGUGAGGAUGGGAAAUGAUGGUUCGUCCAAGAUCAUCGGUAUGGGUGAUGUUUGCUUAGAGACUUCCACUGGUUGCAGGUUGGUGCUCAGGGAUGUGAGGCACGUCCCAGACAUCAGAUUGAGUUUGAUUUCAGCUGGUUUGCUUGAUGAUGAAGGUUAUGCCAACAACUUUUGUGAUGGAAGAUGGAAACUCUCCAGGGGCAGCUUGAUUAUGGCUCGAGGUAAGAAGCAGAAUUCACUUUAUGUUAUGCAGGCCAGAACUAUUGAAGAUUGUGAGAAGAAGCAGGCAAAUCCUUCUCCAUGCAUCACAAUUGAUCCAGUUCCAUCUCUUCCUCCUGUUGUAGUCCCUCAAGAUCAUGGGGGAGAUAUGCAUGAUCAUACAGAUGAGUCCCCUGCAGAUGACCAUCAUGAUGAUGAUGGUGGUGAUGGUGUUCCAGAGUCACAACCACACUCAGAGCCGCCUCCAGCACCUCAGUUGAGAAGAUCCACCAGAGUCAGAAAACCUUCCACGAGACUUUCAGAGGAUGAUUUUGUGAGUGAGGGGGAGAUUUGUUGGGAAAUUUCCCUCCUGCAUGGAGGAAGUGUUCAAUUUUAAUUGAACAACACAUUAUAUCUCUCUUUUGUAUUUGGGCUUAUUUUUGUGUGUAAAGCUUUAGCCCAAAUAUUUUUUGGUGGCCCAUAUUGUGUGGCUAUUAACUAAAAGAAAAAAAAAAGGAAGGGAUAAGGCAGCAUGUGGCAGGAGCUACGCAAGAGAAAAAAAGAUGCAGUAGCUAACGCAGGAGAAGAGGAAGAAAAAUCAGGUUUCCGCCACUGUGCAGCAGCCACUUUUCUCGUCCGAAUCGAAGGCCAAACGAAGUCCGAUCGUGCUCAAAUUUUAGUAUGUUGUUCCUCACAUACUCCUCUUCAUAUCCAACGGUCAGAUUCUCAUUUUGAUGCCCGGAAGGUUGUUUUCUGGCUGCGUUUCCAGACCUGCGUUUUUUGGGAGUUUUUACUCCAUUUUAUGGUGAUUUGUUGAUUGUUGUUGUUCCAAGGUUGCUCCUUGAUGAUUGUGUAUGCCUCUAGUGUUUACUAGAGAGGAGAACUUGUUGUACCCACUUGAUUCUUGGUGAUUAGUGGAAGUUUGGGAGCCGUUGUUGAGCGGCCGUGGUUUUCUCCCCGAUUUGGGGUUUCCACGUAAAUCGUGUGUCAUCUAAUUUAUUAUCGCUGCCAUUUAUUUGUGUGUGU
Molecule: messenger RNA, 2799 nt
Organism: Cuscuta campestris
Lineage: Eukaryota; Viridiplantae; Streptophyta; Magnoliopsida; Solanales; Convolvulaceae
Source: the annotation of a GenBank genome assembly